AUGGCUCAGUCUCUUGAGGCCAAGAUUGUGGUUCUGGGGUCGCAGGGCGUGGGGAAGACGUCGCUGGUUCAUCGCAGAUAUGUGAAGAAUCAAUUCCAGCCCGCGAGCACGAUGUCGACGGUAGGAGCGAGCUUUCUCACGAAACGCGUGGUGGAUGAUGAGAGUGAUACGGUCGUGCGAUUGCAGAUUUGGGAUACGGCUGGACAGGAGAGAUUUAGGAGUAUCUCGAGACUUUAUUACAGAGGUGCAAACGCUUGUAUACUCUGCUACAGCAUUACCGACACGACGAGUUUCGAAGAAAUGGGUGUUUGGUUGACCGAACUCCGCCGCAACCUCCCCCCGGAUAUCAUACUGCAUGUCGUGGGCACGAAAGCGGAUUUAGUUACAAGAGACCCGUCGAUAAGACAGGUGCCGUUUGAACGCUGCAUUGCGUAUGUUGCGGACAAUCUCGCGCCUGGCAUGUCGUCGACUCCGCCUGCUACUGCUACGCCUGGUGGGGUUCUUGAUACUGGCGGAGGGGGGAGUGCAUACCGUGGAUUCCUUGGGCAAGGAGGAGGCCAAGCUGCUGCGUUGGAUGGCGCGAGGAGUCCGAGUUCGAAGAGGAGUAGUGGCUUCUGGGGUCAAGAGGUUGGAUGGGAUUGUUGCCAUGAAGUCAGUGCUGAGAGUGGGGAGGGCGUGGAGGAAGUGUUUAGGGUUAUUACGAGGAAGCUGGUCGAGCAGAAUAGGAAGAUUCAGGAGCAGUUGAUGAAUGCUACGCAGUCGCCGUCUCCAGGGGAGCAGAGUGGAGGGGAUUACUUUGAUCGGAUGAGACCUGGUGGGAGUUUCAGGGUGGGAAGAGAUAGGAGAAGCUGGUUUGGCGUUCCGGUUGAGACUUAUAUUGAGGAGGCGAGUCCGGAUGGGCAGCCGCCGCAGGUGAAGACGAGGAGGAAGUGUUGUUAG
Hyaloscypha bicolor E is the source of this 939-nucleotide messenger RNA. RefSeq names its product putative ras-like GTP-binding protein. The record is from RefSeq and is a predicted model, not a curated record. Lineage: Eukaryota; Fungi; Ascomycota; Leotiomycetes; Helotiales; Hyaloscyphaceae. The coding region runs from base 1 to 939 and encodes 312 amino acids. Gene Ontology annotation, molecular function: GTP binding; GTPase activity. Gene Ontology annotation, cellular component: endomembrane system. The transcript has 3 exons. Gene Ontology annotation, biological process: intracellular protein transport.